Messenger RNA from Aspergillus sclerotioniger CBS 115572, 1170 nucleotides. RefSeq names its product 4-nitrophenylphosphatase. The transcript has 5 exons. The coding region runs from base 116 to 1072 and encodes 318 amino acids. Gene Ontology annotation, molecular function: phosphoglycolate phosphatase activity; alkaline phosphatase activity. Lineage: Eukaryota; Fungi; Ascomycota; Eurotiomycetes; Eurotiales; Aspergillaceae. The record is from RefSeq and is a predicted model, not a curated record.
CGCUUCGCUUCUUCCUGUCCUCUCUCAGGCAAUUCGAUCGUUCUUUGCUUCAGUCUUUUUUCACCCUUAGAGCUGUUGUGUAUUUCCGCGAUAGAACAAGAUCUAGAAGACUACCAUGGCUACCUCCGCCCCCGCCCCCGAAUACCCCGCGUCGACUCACACCCCCCGCUAUCUGACCGGCGACGGCGCUGGCAUUCGGGAAUUCAUCGACAAGUUUGAUGUCUUCCUCUUCGACUGCGAUGGCGUCCUCUGGUCAGGCGACCACAUUUUCCCUGGCACGAACGAGACCCUCGAGAUGCUACGGAGCAAAGGCAAACAAGUCGUCUUCGUAACCAACAACAGCACCAAGUCUCGCGCCGACUACAACAAAAAGCUCACAGCCCUGGGCAUCCCCAGCACAACCGAAGAAAUCUUCUCCUCCUCCUACAGCGCCUCAAUCUACAUCUCCCGCAUCCUCACCCUGCCCCCCAACAAACGCAAAGUCUUCGUGAUCGGCGAAACCGGCAUCGAACAAGAGCUCAAAUCCGAGAACGUGCCAUUCAUCGGCGGCACCGACCCCGCCUACCGCCGCGAAAUCGCCCCCGAAGACUACAAAUCGAUUGCGUCGGGAUCCUCCGAGCUCCUGGACCCUGAAGUCGGGGUCGUUCUGGUCGGGUUGGAUUUCCAUAUCAAUUACUUUAAGUUGGCGCUCGCGUACCAUUAUAUUCGUCGGGGCGCGGUGUUCUUGGCUACGAAUAUUGAUUCGACAUUGCCAAACUCUGGGACGUUGUUUCCGGGGGCGGGGUCGAUGAGUGCGCCACUGAUUAUGAUGUUGGGGAAGGAGCCGGUGUCUUUGGGGAAGCCGAAUCAGGCUAUGAUGGAUGCGAUUGAGGGGAAGUUUCAAUUUGAUAGGAGUAGGGCGUGUAUGGUGGGGGAUAGGGUUAAUACGGAUAUUAGGUUUGGGAUUGAGGGGAGACUAGGGGGUACGUUGGGGGUUUUGACGGGGGUUAGUAGUAAGGAGGAGUUUGUGGGGGGUGAGGUGAGGCCGUCGGUUUAUCUGGAUAGGUUGGCGGAUUUGUUGGGGUGUGAGUGAGAGGGUAUUAUUCGUGGUGGGGUGGUAUGGGAGGGUCUGGAAUAUAGAUAACAUUACAGGUAGUAGUGUCUUCGAGGUAUCAUAGAACGUACAUACAU